AUGUAUUGGUUUUUUUCGAGACGCACGCGGGUGGUUAUAGAGCAGGGAGGAUCUGUCGCAAUCUGGGCUUUGAAAAUUCCUUUCGAGUGGAUGAUGUUGGUCAGAGUGGAGGCUGUGGUUACUCUGGAGAGAAAAAAUAGCACCCUCUGUGUAAGGAUCUUUUGGUCAGGAUAUCCAAAGCUCGAGCAAUGGGGGUCAAUCAAUGCAGAGCGGCGAGGAGGACUCAAACCAAUCUAUGGAGGCUCAAAUGGAUGCAGAUGGAAACCCGGCGCGACAGAAACCGCUGGAGAAAGAGGUGGUGGGACAAGGGUUGGGGGAGCCGAAACAAUAACGGAUCUCCCCGGUUUUUCCGAUCAAUUCUUGGAUAAUAGCAAUGAAUCUCAUUCUAUGGAACUGCCGGGGGGGGUGAAUAUACCCAAUUUCAGAAGAUCAGUUCGUUAUAUGUUGAAAAAGUCGAUUGUGGAUGUAUUGGCUUUUUUCGAGACGCACGCGGGUGGUGAUAGAGCAGGGAGGAUCUGUCGCAAUCUAGGCUUUGAAAAUUCCUUUCGAGUGGAUGAUGUUGGUCAGAGUGGAGGCUGUGGCGUUGACGGACAGUUGGUCAUCGGAGGAGACUUUAAUACAAUCGUUAGAGUUGAUGAAAGUGAAGGUGGAAGUGGGAGAUUGUCGUUGGACUCGGUGGCGUUUGGGGACUGGAUCCAGGAUCUCUCGCUAAUUGACAUGGGAUUUAAUGGAAACAAGUAUACGUGGAGAAGGGGACGGUGUGAGAACUCUUUUGUAGCCAAACGGCUAGAUCGUGUUUUGUGUAGUGUCCAUGCUCGGUUGAAGUGGCAGGAAGCCAAGAAGAAGAAGGAGCAGCUGCUGAACAAGAUCAAAGAAGUGCAGGAGAAGAUAAAGGCUCUUCAAACAGAUGCGUUGUUAGCAAGGGAUGUAAUGCUACUGAAGGAAUUUGAUGGUAUUCUGGAGCAGGAAGAGGUGAUAUGGUACCAGAAAUCGAGGGAGAAGCAAGUGCGAUAG
Messenger RNA from Microthlaspi erraticum, 1014 nucleotides. The record is from the annotation of a GenBank genome assembly. Lineage: Eukaryota; Viridiplantae; Streptophyta; Magnoliopsida; Brassicales; Brassicaceae.